UCCUGGCCGAGGGCCGUGCGGCCCCGCGGGCGGCCGGCUGAGACGCGGCCCCCGGGCCGGCGCCGUUCGGAGGGCAUGCAGCCGGCAGCCAUGGAGUUCAGCGCCCCGGCCGGGCUGGAGCCGCAGCGCGGAGACUCCGCGGAGGAGGUGGACCUGAGCCUGGUGCACCAGGCGGCGUCCGGCGGCGACGUCCGCGCGCUGACCGCCCUGAUCCGGGAGGACCCCGCCGUGCUGGAGAGCCGCGACACGGAAGGCUGCACGCCCCUGAUGCACGCGGUGUCGGGACGGCAGGUGGACACGGCCAAGCUGCUGCUGAAGAUGGGCGCCAACGUCAAUGCCCAGGACGCCGAGGGCCGCACCAGCCUGUGCCUGGCCGCCUACCUGGGCUGGCUGGAGGGCUGUGUGUGUCUGCUCCGUAACGGCGCCAAGCACGGCAUCGCAGACCGGAACGGCCGCCUGCCCCUGCACGCCGCCACCGCCGAGCCCGACGUGAGGCUGCUGACGGUGCUGGUGCAGCAGUGCGGCCUCAGCGAGGUCAACCACCAGGACGGCGAGGGGAUGACCCCCCUGCACUGGGCGGCCUUCCACAACCAGCCCCAGCACGCUCAGGUGCUGCUGCGGAGCGGGGCCGACCCCACGCUGGUGGACAAAGACUUCCAGACGGCGCUGCACUGGGCCGUGCAGAGCGGGAACCGGCUGCUGUGCUCCGUCAUCCUGAGCCACCACCAGGGCCCGUCCAUCAUCAACUGCGACGACGAGAGCGGGAAGACCUGCGUGCACAUGGCCGCGGCCGCCGGCUUCAGCGACAUCCUGGCCGAGCUGGCCCGCGUGCCCCAGUGCAACCUGCAGGCCCUGGACGUGGACGACAGGACCCCCCUGCACUGGGCGGCGGCGGCCGGGCAGGCGGAGUGCGUGCGCGCGCUGCUGGACCUGGGCGUGGACAGCAGCCUGCGGGAUGCCCACGAGAGCGCGGCCCUGGCCUACGCCCUGCGCUGCGGCCACGCGGCCUGCGUGCGGCUGCUGGCCCGCGGCGGGCCCAGAGUGGAGCCGGCCCGGGCCCUGCCAGCCCCGAGCGGCCGUUCCCCGGGGAAGGAGGGCCGAGGCCGCGCGCUCCGCCAGAUCUGGGGCGGCGGCCGGAAGGGGCAGCGGCGGGCGGCGCCCGAGGACGCCGGGGAGCUCACCUCCGGCGUGGACGACAUCAUCGCCACCUUCGAGGGCGCCGCGGAGGCCCGCCGCCCGGAGCAGGGGCCCAGGGGGGACGCCAGCCCGAGGGGCUCCGGGGGCCGCCCGCACCCCCUGCCCCAGCAGAGGCCGCCCGCCCGGCAGGAGCUCCCGCCUCUCCGGGCCCAGAGCCUCCCGCCCAUCGCCUGCCUGCGGACGGCUGCCCCCGGGGGCGCCCCCCACGCUGGCCCCAGGCCCCGGCAGAGCGGCAGCAAGCAGGACCCGCUGAGCCACAGGCCCGGCGGCCUCGCACCGCCCUGUCCCUGGAGGGGCGACGCGGGCCAGGGGCUCCCCAGGGUGUGGCCGGGGCCGCCUGCCGAGAAGCUGCUGGACCGGCUGCUCCCCGGCAGGUCCCGGCUGCAGGACAUCCUGGGGCCUCCACACCGGCCGCACCUGCCUCCGCCCUCAGCAGGACCAGGUUUCCCGCAUCUCUCCCCAAACAGACCCAGGACCAGGGGCCCGCCCUUCGCCCGGACCAGCCUGGCCCCCCUGGCCGACCAGAAGUUUCUGUCCGGAGAGUCCCUGUGGACCAGCCGCGUGCUCCCCGCCAUCCCCAGCCAGCGGGGCCCCGGGGCCGCGGAGGAGGGCAGGAGCGCUGAGCGGGCCACUCGGUCCGAGGGCAGAGACUGACUCCGCGAACCAGGCCCGGGAGCCACUCUCCGCUCCAUAACCGGACGUCCUCGUUCCAGCAGAGCGUCUCCGGGGAGGCGGGGAGCCGGCCGCGUCCGAGGGCGUCCGUGGCGCCACGCAUGCUCUCCGGCCUCGGCUGCUGUGCUUCUGCCCAGCGGCUGCAGGCCCACGGCUGUGACUUAGAGCUCGGGCUCACACUGUCCCCUGCCGGCGUGUCUGCGUGCUGCUGGGACUGAUUGGAAGUUCACAGCUCAGCCACACAAGAUCACAGUCACUCCGUGUCAUUAUAUUUUUAAAUAUGUUUUUAUUGAUCUCAGAGAGGAAGGGAGAGAGAGAAUAUCACCAUGGAUUGGCUGUCUCCUGCAGGCCCCGCACUGGGGGUCAAGUCUGCAAGCCGGGGUGUGUCCUGAUGGGAAUGGAACCGUGGCCUCCUGGUUCCUGGGUCCACGCUCAGCCACGGAGCCACGCCGGCCUGGCUCGGGGGAAAGACUCCAGUGGCAACUGCACAAGUCAGACAGGCACCGUCCACCCCAGUGCCGACGCGCUCAGACCCCGCUGUCUGCACCAGACACGCCGCGUCCUGCUGGUUUGUGAGCCGUGUGGGCACGGAGCCCGGGACGGCUCUCCCGGGCACGCUGGCCGCUGCGUCCCCAGCGAGCGGGGCGGCGAGGGCCGGCUGUGCCAGAAGGCGUAAGGCCAGCCCAGGAGGCACGUCCGGACCACGGUCGGGCGAACCCAUCGGGCCUGAGGAACGGCCUGCAGCCCGCCCGGCCAGGCCCCACCUCCCGGUCGGCGGGCGGAGUGCUGGGCCUCGGAGCCCGCCAGGCACGGAAGCCCUGUUUCAUGAAACAACGGAAAGGGAGAGUGGCUGAGGCCGUUUCGCUGGGGAACGGGGAUGUGGUCUGGCUUCGCCCGGAGCAGCUGGACACAGCUCACGGCGCGGCUCUUUCCCAGGACCUCGUGGGUGGCCCUGCGGCAGCGUGGUGAGGGUCAGGGUGCAGCUCUGUCCGGCAUCCCAUGUAUAGCCCAUGUUCACCCCCAAGCCAGGCCCCCGUCCAUCCCACGCCCCCUUCUCUGUCCCCCAUCGGCGUGGCUGUCCGCGUCCGGGAUGUGGUUCCUGACGCCUGGCCGUGAGGAGGCAGCUUCAGGCUCCCGCCCGGCUCCGUUGUCUGUUUGUUUCAUGAUCCUUUUUAUUGUUUUCCGUGAUUCCACCCGUUUUGCAGUCCUGGCCUCAGUAACACCCCGUGGCGGCUUCCUGCUCCAAUUCCCCUCCUCCCGGCCUGCACCAGGGAGGGUGCACCCACUGCCCAGGCACCUCCCGCCUCCGGCCAGGACCCAGGCCCCCCCCCCGGGACUGGGUUUGUGUGACAC
This is a messenger RNA of Pipistrellus kuhlii (Kuhl's pipistrelle), 3222 nucleotides long. It is a transcript of the gene ANKRD55, whose product is annotated as ankyrin repeat domain 55. The record is from RefSeq and is a predicted model, not a curated record. The coding region runs from base 76 to 1851 and encodes 591 amino acids. Lineage: Eukaryota; Metazoa; Chordata; Mammalia; Chiroptera; Vespertilionidae. Gene Ontology annotation, molecular function: protein binding. The transcript is spliced from 11 exons.